UUUACGUGGACGCUCACUCCCGCGCGGGGUCCCAAAGAGGAAUAACAACCGCCGGGGCUCCGCCGUUCCAGAUACGUCUGAACAUAAAAAGCUUACAAGGUCCCGGUCUUUUGAAUUGAUGAUACAUUGCUAUCUCUGUUGUAUUGGAGCAGUGCGUGGUACUUUGUGCUUGGCUCUUGAAGACAGAUAUCUCAUUCCAUCAUCUUCCUUCAUCCACCUUUUACUUGUCCGGUUUUUAUACAUCGAGAGGAAUUCAAUCAGGCCAGGGAGGUCCCCGUUUACAUUUUCCUAUUUCAUAUCCUGAAUAGGAACAGAGAAGAAAACAAAAAAAAGAAAAAAAAGAAAAAGAAAACUUCAAAGACAAAAACUAAGCAAAAUGCCCAAUCCCAAUUUCCACCUCCUCCCCGCUAAACCAGAAGACAUCCCUAUCUUCGCGGACAUCUUCUUCAGCGCCUUCCAGAGCUUUUUCAUUCACGAAUGUCUACCCGACAUCCCAUCCGUGCGAAACUGGUGGAUCAAGAGCCAAGAAAAAGAAUUCCAAGAUCCAGAUAACCUGUUUCUGAAAGUUAUUGAAAAGAAGGAGAAGCAGAACGAUGGAAGCAACGACGAGGAGGAUCCCAUCGUGGCGUUUGCGAAAUGGACUAAACCCGUCAAGGGAAGGAAAAUUCCUCCUCAACCGGAGUGGCCAGAGGGUUGUAAUGCGCAGUUGGCAGAUGCUUUUUUUGGGACGUUAAGCGAUGGUCAUGCGCGGGUGAUGGGGGAGAGGACGCAUUGGUUUCUUGCGUUGUUGGGAACUCGCCCUUUGUACGAGGGGCAAGGUGCCGGGUCUAUGCUUCUGGCAUAUGGCCUCCGCAAGGCGGACGAGGAGCAGCUCGAUGCCUUUUUGGAGGCAUCGCCACCGGGAGAGCCGCUGUACCUGAAGCAUGGGUUUGAAGUUCAGGAGAGAGUAAGUGUCAUGGUACCGGUUGACGGGCAGCUGAAGCCGUAUAAAAAUGCUUUGAUGGUGAGGAAACCGAAGCCUCUAGUAGCGUGAAAUGGCUGCUAUUAAGCUGGCAUAUGGGUCUUUCUUCUACUCUUGAGCGAGAAUACAGAAGAUUUGUUUCCGAUUUUCACAUCCAGGAGUAUCAAUGAGAUGAUAUCCAACGAUUGUUCAUAUGAACGUCCGCUUAUAAACAGCACAUUAUUAUAC
Molecule: messenger RNA, 1189 nt
Organism: Paecilomyces variotii
Lineage: Eukaryota; Fungi; Ascomycota; Eurotiomycetes; Eurotiales; Thermoascaceae
Product: acyl-CoA N-acyltransferase
Exons: 2
Coding region: 377-1033 (218 amino acids)
Molecular function (GO): acyltransferase activity, transferring groups other than amino-acyl groups
Source: RefSeq, a predicted model, not a curated record